AUGGACUGCGAGUCGCCGCCGACGCACGUGCAGAGGAACUCCGCCGCAGGCAGAGAGCGCAACAGUGACACGCAAGCAGACUGCUCCCGCGAGGACAGUGACACGCAAGCAGACUGCUCCCGCGAGGACAGUGACACGCAAGCAGACUGCUCCCACGAGGACAGUGACACGCAAGCAGACUGCUCCCGCGAGGACAGUGAAAUACAAGCAGACUGCUCCCGCGAGGACAGUGACACGCAAGCAGACUGCUCCCGCGAGUACAGUGACACGCAAGGAGACUGCUCCCACGAGGACAGUGACACGCAAGCAGACUGCUCCCGCGAGGACAGUGACACGCAAGCAGACUGCUCCCACGAGGACAGUGACACGCAAGCAGACUGCUCCCGCGAGGACAGUGACACGCAAGCAGACUGCUCCCGCGAGGACAGUGACACGCAAGCAGACUGCUCCCACGAGGACAGUGACACGCAAGCAGACUGCUCCCGCGAGGACAGUGAAAUACAAGCAGACUGCUCCCGCGAGGACAGUGACACGCAAGCAGACUGCUCCCGCGAGUACAGUGACACGCAAGGAGACUGCUCCCACGAGGACAGUGACACGCAAGCAGACUGCUCCCGCGAGGACAGUGACACGCAAGCAGACUGCUCCCGCGAGGACAGUGACACCCAAGCAGACUGCUCCCGCGAGGACAGUGACACGCAAGCAGACUGCUCCCACGAGGACAGUGACACGCAAGCAGACUGCUCCCGCGAGGACAGUGACACCCAAGCAGACUGCUCCCGCGAGGACAGUGACACGCAAGCAGACUGCUCCCACGAGGACAGUGACACGCAAGCAGACUGCUCCCGCGAGGACAGUGAAAUACAAGCAGACUGCUCCCGCGAGGACAGUGACACGCAAGCAGACUGCUCCCGCGAGUACAGUGACACGCAAGGAGACUGCUCCCACGAGGACAGUGACACGCAAGCAGACUGCUCCCGCGAGGACAGUCUCCUCUACGUCAGCAGCCAGCUCGCUUCUGACGAACACCGCUGCUCCGUCACUUAUGUAAACCGCUGUUUUGCUAAAGUAAGCGCCGUAGUCCGCAAUGGAGUACAGGGAACUCUGCCCGCUUAA
Bacillus rossius redtenbacheri is the source of this 1116-nucleotide messenger RNA. Its product is annotated as putative surface protein SACOL0050. Lineage: Eukaryota; Metazoa; Arthropoda; Insecta; Phasmatodea; Bacillidae. Bases 1 to 1116 code for a protein of 371 amino acids. The record is from RefSeq and is a predicted model, not a curated record. The transcript is spliced from 2 exons.